AUGACUGAACUAUGGAAAGCGCGGCGUCUUGGUCUAAAGCUGGACAAAGAGAUCCAACAGCUACAGGUUACGCUGAGUGAACUGGAUACGGUGAGACCGAAAAAGACCACCUACAUCAAACGAGCCAACGUUUUCUUCUUGGAACAAAGAGAUGCUAUCGUCCAGACCAAAAAGAACGAGCUGAAAGACAAGGAAAAGAUGCGACCUGAAUUUAGGUAA
Peronospora matthiolae is the source of this 219-nucleotide messenger RNA. The record is from the annotation of a GenBank genome assembly. Lineage: Eukaryota; Oomycota; Peronosporomycetes; Peronosporales; Peronosporaceae.